Messenger RNA from Rodentolepis nana, 678 nucleotides. Lineage: Eukaryota; Metazoa; Platyhelminthes; Cestoda; Cyclophyllidea; Hymenolepididae. The record is from the annotation of a GenBank genome assembly.
AUGUUGCCAGUUCUUUCGAGGACUUUGUCACACCGGGAUUCUGUGAAAAAUAGUCGCAACGUUAAAUUCGAAUUUACGCCAGAUAAUUUGAAGCGUCUUGAGGAGUUGAAAACUCAUUAUCCUGUCGGUUAUCACGCUUCCCUUAUUAUGCCUGCUUUGGAUAUUGCUCAAAGGCAACAUGGAUGGCUUCCUAUUUCAGCGUUGUCGAAAGUUGCCGAAUAUCUAAAUGUUCCAGAAAUGCGAGUGUUUGAGGUGGCAACUUUCUACACCAUGUUCAACAGAAGUCCAAUUGGAAAGUACCACUUACAACUUUGCACAACUACUCCUUGUAUGCUAGGUGGUGUUGGUUCUGAUGCGAUUUUAGAAGCAAUCGAAAAGCAUCUUGGAAUUAAGACUGGUGAAACCACGUCCGAUAAUCUUUUUACUCUUAGCCAAGUUGAGUGCCUUGGAGCAUGUGUUAAUGCUCCAAUGAUGCAGAUCAAUGAUGAUUACUAUGAGGAUUUGACUCCUGUAGAUGUCGUUAAGAUUCUUGAUGAUCUUAAGGCUGGUAAGAAACCGAAACACGGCCCCCAGUCAGGACAAGGACAUCGUUGCUGUUGCGAACCAAAAGGUGGCUUCACCUCUUUGAAUACUCCAAUCCCCCCUCCGGAUUUCAAACUUCAGGACGCUUUGAAAUAG